GUCGGAAAUAUUCUACUGUCUUGUGUUCAAGAUUCUGUUAUCUUUCAUUCAUACUGCAUAGCGAGUGCAACAUGGGGUAUAACCUCGCGGUGCUAGGAUGCGGGACCAUGGGCAUCGCCAUCCUCUCUGGCGUUCUAUCCUCUCUGGAAUCCCGCAUAAGAUCAUUCCCCAAUGGAUCAGCUCAACAAGGCCUCGAACCGCCCAGUGGAAUCUCUACACCGACUGCCAAUCAAUUCCUCGAAGCACCUGAUGAGGCUCUACCUUCAAACUUUAUAGCUACCGUUGGACGUAUAGAAACGGGACGAAAAUUGAGAAAGGUUUUCGAUUCCAUGGGAGGUCUAGGUGGGAAUGUUGAGAUUAGAGCCGGAGAAGGCAACGUCAGCGCAGUCAAAGACUCGGAUGUCAUCUUGGUCUGCUCCAAACCUCAGAUCGCUCGUGUCAUCUUAUCUGAACCGGGCAUCGCAGAAGCUCUCCAAGGGAAACUUGUCGUGUCCAUCUGCGCAGGUGUCACCAUAGCUCAAUUACAAUCUUGGGUCCCUCAAAGUGUCACAGUCGUCAGGGCCAUGCCAAAUACGCCAUGCAAGAUCCGAGAAGGAAUGACAGUCGUCACUCCGCUGUCAUCGGCAACUCAUCGAUCUAUCCUUUUGGCCAUCUUCACCUCGUGUGGACGCUGUCGAUUCCUCGAUGAGAAGCACUUUGACGCCUGUACGGCUCUAGCGGGGAGUGGACCAGCAUUCUCCGCGCUGGUCCUCGAGGCAAUGACAGACGGUGGAGUCAUGAUGGGUUUACCGCGUCCAGAGGCUUUGGAGCUGGCAGCGCAGACUAUGCAGGGAACAGGGAGGAUGGCACUGUAUGCUGGAUUACAUCCUGCUCAACUCAAAGAUAGCGUGACGACCCCGGGAGGAUGCACCAUCGCUGGUCUACUGACACUGGAGGACGGGCGAGUCAGAUCAACGAUGGCACGAGCUAUUCAAGUGGCUACGAACCAUGCCUCUGGCCUGGGACAGGACAAGAAAUAGUCUAAUAUAGAUGCAUAGAGGUACAACAUGCCGCUUGAUGACUAUUGGAUGAGUCUCGCAUCAGAACCCCGAUACAGCUGAUUAUCGUAUAUAUACUGGAUAACGCUAUUCGGCAAAAGGUACCUAGAUUGUCAGAUGCGAUACGCACAGAAAACUCACUUUAUGCUCAUGCCCCUGCGC
Molecule: messenger RNA, 1199 nt
Organism: Kockovaella imperatae
Lineage: Eukaryota; Fungi; Basidiomycota; Tremellomycetes; Tremellales; Cuniculitremaceae
Product: pyrroline-5-carboxylate reductase dimerization-domain-containing protein
Exons: 7
Coding region: 72-1019 (315 amino acids)
Biological process (GO): L-proline biosynthetic process
Molecular function (GO): pyrroline-5-carboxylate reductase activity
Source: RefSeq, a predicted model, not a curated record